AAUUGGUAACAAUGUUUAUGAAAUUAUGUAGCACACAAUAUAUGUUUUACUUGAAUAAGUAUUCGUACACCGGAAGCGCUUAUUCAGUUCCUCCGCCAUUUUCGGAAUUGAAGUGUGCGAUCCGUGCAUUUAAUUCCAGGAAGUAAUCGAGCAAGCAGCACAAUGGCUGAGAGUGAAGAGCAGGUGCAUGAAGUAGAAGAUGAGUCAAAGAUUGCCUACAAGCCUCCUGCAGUGAAGACCAUUGACGAAAUAGCAAGCAUAGACGAAAAUGAUGAGAGCUUGCGAUUGUACAAGGAGAAACUAUUGGGGAAUGUGGAAGAACGAGUAUUCUGGCCAGACAAUCCCAACAAAGUGAUUUUAAGGAAAAUGUCGGUACUAUUGGAGGGACGACCUGAUAAAGAAAUUGAUCUUCAAGACCCCAGCCAGCUUAAAGAUAUCAAGUUUGUUGUGAAGGAGGGAGCAAAGUAUCGUCUCAUGAUCACCUUUAAUGUGCAGCGAGAAAUUGUCUCAGGUCUAAGGUUUAGCAAUAAAAUUGCCAAAGGACCAUUUAAUUCAAAAGAUGAGUACAUGGUAGGCAGCUAUGGACCAAAAAAGGAGGUUUACGAGUACAAAUCUCCUGAAGAAGAGUUCCCCAGUGGAAUGCUGCAGCGUGGAGAGUUCAAAGUGAAAAGUGUGUUUACGGAUGACGAUAAAAAUGAAAUCCUCAGCUGGGAAUGGAAGCUGGAGAUCAAGAAAGACUGGAAAGAUUAAUAUGAGCAUUUAACAUCUUUUAUACACAGAUUUUCCAACAUUGUGAUUCCCCUUGGUGUGGAAGGAAUUUUGAAAGGUGAAUUAAUUUAGAUAAUGUUUGUUUUUGCAUUUGUUAAUUCCUAGAAACAAAAAAACUAUCUGUAUGAAAAAUGCUGCAUUUUAUAGAAAUUAAGUUCUUUAGAAGAUUGUGUUCAUAUGUGUCAUUUUUUUGAAAAACAAAAUAAUGUUGUAUGAAAGUUUGGAGAAAAUCUUAAUCAAACUUUGGGACAAUAUGGUGAAAAGCAAUAAUUUUAUACUCGUGACAUAUUUUUGUCUCAAUCUCAAAAGUUAGAUUGCUGUAACAUCAAGUGAACUUGUAGAAGUUGUUUCUUGUUCACUUAAGUUGUUUAAAUAUUUAAUAUUCUAAAUUACCUGGUUGUUGUAUUCUUUUGAAAGUGAUGCCACAUGAUAAGGAAGAUUUCUCUGUAAUUGUAGCUUCGUAAUAUUUUAGUAGCAAGAUUUGUCUUGGUAAUCAUUUUAUUGUUGAAUUUAAUGUAGUUUGUAUUUUAAGUGCGAGUUAUAUAGCUCAUAAUUAUGUAACCUGCUUUAUGUUGUAACGGUAUCUAUUAUUGUUAUUUUUGGUCUGAAAUACAAAUGUAUCUGUGGAGCAUGUUUAUAAAAUCACAUUCAGUAAUUUCAGCUAUUCCUGCCUUGCCUUAAUCGUGUUGAAAUUUGCUCAGUGUAUUUAGUGCAAAUGUAGGAAUUUUUUUUGGAACCCAUGAGCCUUUUUAAAUGACAACUAAGUGACUGCAAUACUUAGGAAAGUGUAUCUUCUAGUCGUUCUUAUGAUGAAUGCAUUUAAUUUUGAGAAGCAGGCAAAUUAAUAUCUAGCUUAACGGUUAUCAAAAGGUAUGUAUAUCUGGUUUUCCUGCUAUUUAAAAAAGGCCAUAAAACUGACCUGAUCCCAAAGCAAAUGGUCCCAAUUAAAAAAUAUUAAAAAGUGUCUCAUAUUAUAUCUCAAUUUUAUUUCAUAAACAUUUUAUUAAGUAUGUAUCUAUAAUUUAUAUGAUUUUGUUCUAAUUUGAAUAAUUAUAAAGAGUAUAUUAGAUUUUGCCUAAUCGGUGAACUUUUGCGCAAAAUGCAUCUUCUUUAAAAAAGGCCUGAUGUGUCAAAUGUCCAUAAAAAAUCCCAAUUUGGUCCAUUUGAUGCUAAAAAUUUCCCAAAUUUACCAUUUUAUCGUUUUAAAAAAUUCCAAUUUGACCAGACUCCUUUUUCAAAAAUGGCUAGGUAAACCCCUGUACAUCAGUGAUAGCCUGCUGAGAUAAAGAAAAUUUUCAAAUUCCUAAGACUUAAUUUAAUGCGGAAAUGACUACAAUUUUCACUGGAUAAUCAUAUUCAGUCAUUGUUGAGGUUUUUUUAUUUUCUGUUCAUGGUCAUUGGCUCGGAACUAGAUUUUUAUGUCAGAUCUCUAACAUAUAUGGUGGAUAGAAGUUUGUUUCAGACAAUUCUAGUUUGAAGUGCCAGAAAAAAUACAAAGUACUUACCUAUUGGGUAUCCAUUUUGGUUGGACUCAUUUGGUUACGAAUGCUAAUUCUUUGAUAAAAAAUUUUUUUGAUAAAACAUUCAUGUUAUUUAUAUUUUAUAAAAAUGAGACUCUUGGUUUUCUUGUUGAAAACCUUCAUAAGUGAUGGACAUUUUUUUUGUAUUGAUUUUAUGUUGUUUGCUUAAAAUAGAUAAAGUGCUACUGUUCAUUGGAUUGUUUUGACAUUUUUGACAAUUUUAAAUUUUAUCUUUGUUUCAAUGAAAAUGGUUUAUGUGCUAACUUAAAUUUAUUAUGUUUACAUUUAAUGCAUAAUAUCUGCCAUUUGCUGUUAUUGCAUUCAAGAAAGCAUUGGAAAUGAUUCAGAAUUUGUGUUUUUAAUGGCAUUGUCCCUUUUCGCAAUAAAUAUGAUGUUUUACAUUGUUAUUCGACUGUAUUCUGUUUCUGUCAAAAUGCAAAGCAGUAGCAUGUUGAUAAAAUGAUUCACAUCAGGAAUAUUAAUGUUGGGCCACAUUUUGUUUUGACAUUAGUGUGUCUUGAUGACAUUGUACAAUAAGGUGCUGGGGUAUGUCACCACUGUAAACAUACAAAUGAUAACCAAUUGUUAUGAUGUAUUUGCUACCUUUCAGUGGUCUUUGAGACAAUUUUCUCUUAUAUGGCCUGUCACUUUCUUUAUAUUUAUAUGUAAUAAAGCAUAUCUUUCCAACUUACAAAAUAUUUAUCGUGCUGUUCAUGUUUUCUAUGCAAAUAUAUAUGUUGUGAACUACAUGUAUUACGAUACAAAAUGCAGUGUUGAUAGUAUUGGGUUGCUUUACUGCUGUAUAAAAUUUACUAUUUGGUCAAAAUGCUGUUGAUUUAAGACGAGAAAAACUUCCUGUAAUCCUUUCGACAAUAAGUAUUUGCAUCCUUUUUGUUAAGUUUAUGACUGCAAAAACGCUGACUGGUGAUAAAUAGCAACUACCGGCGUGAUUGCGUAACAUCCUUAUCAAGAUGAUUUUGUGUAUAUCUCAACAUUAUUUGUACGGAGGAAAAAAACUUUGAGCUCUAAAUAUA
This is a messenger RNA of Dreissena polymorpha, 3322 nucleotides long. RefSeq names its product rho GDP-dissociation inhibitor 1-like. The transcript is spliced from 5 exons. Gene Ontology annotation, biological process: Rho protein signal transduction. NCBI's taxonomy places the organism in Eukaryota, Metazoa, Mollusca, Bivalvia, Myida, Dreissenidae. Gene Ontology annotation, cellular component: membrane; cytosol; cytoplasm. Gene Ontology annotation, molecular function: Rho GDP-dissociation inhibitor activity; protein binding. The coding region runs from base 163 to 750 and encodes 195 amino acids. The record is from RefSeq and is a predicted model, not a curated record.